CUCCCAGACUGCUUCUCUGGGAUUUGUUCUGGAAAACAACUUACAGUCCAAAAAGACAUUCUGAUAUUUUUGUACUUUGUCUCUCUGGCAGUGGCUGCGGGCAGAGCCCGGGUGCAGCAGGACCCGUUGGUAGAGACCACCGAGGGCACCCAAAUCACCAUCAACUGCUCACACCCCGACAUCCAGUCAAGUGAAUACAUCUACUGGUACCGUCAGCUCCCGGGCCGAGGCCCCGAACUCCUCGGGAACGUUCUCAAAGGCUCCAAAGAGCUGCCCGACAAGGCGGCAAAGCUGUCGGUGUCGCCAGACCGUCGCUGGAGCUCCCUGUGUCUCUCCCGGCCCCGUUUGAAGGACGCGGCCGUGUAUUCCUGUGCCCUGGCAGGCACGGCCAGAGCAGCCGGGGCUGCGGCCGGGCACGAACCGCCGCGGCGGGGCCGGGCGGGGCCGGGGGCACAGCGCCGGCCGGGGCCUGCAGGGGCCGCUCCUGCCCCGCCAAGAGCUCUUUCGUCAAGGAUGGCCCGCCUGCCUGGGCCCCCUUCUUUUAAAGGGCUGCUUUCCCAGGGGCUUUCCGAAUCAACGCAAGUCCAGGGCAGGGCUUUGCUUGAUGCUCCUCCUUACUUCACCAAGUGUGCAAAACUCGAGCAUUUCAUGGUGGCUGUGCCCCACAUGGCCUUGGAUCAACACAUCUCUCCCCAACCCUGCUCUGUUUGCAAACAGCAGGGCUGGGUGCUCUCUAAACUCCCCACGAUCAGAAAAACUAAAAUUCCACCCAUGACUCCAGUCUUUAUGCCAGAGCAGAUGCAGGAAAUAGGAUAUAAGAGUGUGGUGGCUGCCAAGAGAAAGUUUCACCCAUCACAAGGGAUGAGAUGUACAUGUUACCCCAUCCUCUCCCCCAGACUGGCAGCCAACUCCUCAGCACAAACCCUCUGAGGGGAGCCAGGAAGCAGUGAAGAGCUCUGCACCCACCUGCAGCUCUGCUGGGCAGUGCACCCACAAUCCUUGUCCUUGCUGAUGUGCACGUUCUGCUGCAGGUUCAGUCUCAGAGCCAUUUGAUCUCCCACAGUAUUUCCCUGUCUCCCUGUCCCCACCUGGCUGGGACAGCCCUCAGCUGUCACCUGCUUUGCUGCAAUUUCCAGCCUUGACUCCUUCAGCAGCCAAAGGAUGGUUCUCCUCAACAGAGGGGCCACUGCAGGCUGUCCCAGCCUCCCAUUGCUCUGUCAGGGGAGAAGGGUCUCCUGUGCCAUCACCCACUUCCACUGCCGAGCAACCCCCUCCUGCUUGGACAGCUUGGAGAGUGUGUGCAGGGGUGGGAAAGCCAACAGGGAGGCCAGGCUUGAAUUCAGCAGAAAGAUUUAAGGAGGUAAAAGAGGGAAAGGACGUCCCUUCAAGUGGAGCACAGCAGUGCAGGGAGCCUGGGGGCAUCUGAGAGCCUGUGCCUUUGGUGGAGGAGAAGUUCCUGCCCGGUGCCUGUCUGCCUGUCCCUUAGAGGAGAGGACACAGAUGGGCCCCACCAGGCUGACCUUGGGGGGGCCUUGGGGGGACCUUGCUGCCAAGGCCAAGCAAAGCAAACAAAGAGAAGGGAAAGGCAAUGCCAUUCACCUCUCCUGCUAUCAACGUGGGAAAAUGUCCAUCCCCAGCCCAGCACCGUGUUCUGAGUGCCCUGAGGUGCCUCCCUGGGGCUUUCCCAGUAUCUUCUUCAGGGGAGGCACCUUCUGCCACAGUAGGGUCUGGGAAGGCCAGAGAGGUCCCAGCCCCCGCAGUUGACGGGCACUCCCUGAGAGCUGAGGAUGCUGCCAACAGCAGUGCAGGUGGUAGCAGUGGGGAGCUGGAGGGUGGGCCAGGAAACACACAUGCUUUUGCAUUUCCCUAUUAUCACCAGGCUGUCACAGACAAGCUCUGUCCUAUAUCCCUAAACCAAAAGUCCUCUCAGCUACAUCCCAACCACCCUCCAGCGAGACUUUCUCACCAUUUCCCUCUGUCAUGACAAGAAGAACAAAACCACAGCACAGGACACAGCCAGAAUCAGCUGUGAUGUCCAACAACUGGAGAUCUCACUUUGGAAGAGGAGCAGAAGGGCCUUCAGCCUCCCCUGGUUCCCAAGCAGAAGGAAGCAAGAGAAGUGCAGGAGAGAGCAGGGACUGGGGCAGCCUUUUCCACCUGCCCUUCACUGCUGCACGACCAGGGGCAGCCUUUGCAGAGGUAACACUUUCCCCACAAGCUCAUCUGGAAUGCAAACCAGCACAGCUGAUGAGAUGGGCUGUGCUUUGGUUUCCAAAGUGCUGCCUUUGUGUUUCCAGGUUUCU
Molecule: messenger RNA, 2303 nt
Organism: Myiozetetes cayanensis
Lineage: Eukaryota; Metazoa; Chordata; Aves; Passeriformes; Tyrannidae
Exons: 1
Biological process (GO): response to bacterium
Source: RefSeq, a predicted model, not a curated record